AUGCACCGAUUCCUCAGCAAAAAGAACGGCGAUGCGGCCUCAAGUCCGCUGUUACCGCCCACAACAAGCAACAAGAAAUGGAAGAAGAACAAGAAAGACAUUGUCGAAGAGAAGCCACAGCUCGAUCUAGGAUCUGCCUUGCCGUCGAUUGACGACUUCCGCACCAGUCUUAUUAUGCCCAACCUCUCGACCAGAUUCAGCAUGCUCAGAGAGCAAGACGACCCGCACUCGUUGCUCGGAAAGGCUUCAGAUGAUAGUGUCCUCCAGCCUCAACGCAACUCUCGCCUGCUCGACUUUGGUUUCUCGAACAAGAACCUCAAUGACAUUGCCGAGGUUGAGUCCAUCAACAGCUCCAUCCGCCCACCAUUUACCCUCGACCGAACUGGUUCAUUUGCGUCCGAAGAGGGCUAUGGAACUGACAAUAACUCCAACCCGGAUGGCAGCGUCAUGACCCGCUCUCGCCCUGGAGAAGGCAAUGUGUUAUUCGGUGGUCGUCAGAAGGUCUACAAGAUUGCCACAGGUUCCGCAAAAAGCAUAGGAGGAAACAGCGAACGUGCCAUGGGAGGAAAAAUGCUAUACGAUGAUGAUAUGAACAUGUCGGCUUUCCAGAAGUACAGACAGCAAGAAAGGGAGAGGUUGCUCGCUAUGGGCGCCGAUUGGGAUAGUGACAGUGCUCUACAAUCUCCUGACACUGAUCCUGAACGCCGUGCAUCAGAUGAUCUUCCCAAGGGACUUGGUCUGUCCGGUACUGAAACUGGCUUCUCCUUCCUCAAGCGCAACAGCGAUUCGACAACAAACUCGGUUCCCUCUCAAGAUCCUUCCUCAUCAACAGCAACUUCGGUCGCAUCACAAUCUAUUGGCACUGCCAUCUCAACUCCAGCAACCGUACCCAAAACAUCACCAAAUCCUACUGUACCCGGACUGGAACGAUCAAUGACCAAACGUCGUUUGUACGAGCAAGGUCUCAAUCAGCACAUCCAGGAUCAACAAGCUUCGACCAUGUCACGCCUCAAUUCUAUCAACCAGCGACAACGUGCUCCCACGCUUCCAUCUGCACUUAACCACUCUAGAAGUAUUGGAAAUCUGCAGGAUCGACGUGCGUACAAGCCAUAUGCUCUGCACAACACAACAACAAGUCCUCAGCUCAGAAGCGGCAUGGCUCCGCUCAACACACUGGUCGCAAAGGUGGCCUCGAGCACAUCCAGCCCAACAGUCUCGAGCUAUCCACAAUCUCCUAUCAGUCCCGUCAUUCCUGAAACUGAGGAGUACCAAGUCUUGCACUCGGCUCUCGAGCGCAAUGACCACGGAAAGGCGACUGCUCUGGGCAUGUUCAACAAGCCUGCUCAGCAGUUCGACGAGCAGCAGUAUCUCAAGCGACAGAUGCAGAUGGGUCAGCCUAAGAGUGAGUCUCCGGUCGACACUCCGAUCAAAUUGUCACCAGUCAGUCAAGCCGAGACACCCAAGCAGGUUCCUGCAGAGCAACCACCUCUCAGCAAAUUAAUGUCAAGGGAAGGCGCUACCUCUCGACAAGCUUCAGCAGAGCACACUCCGCCAGACUCUCGUCUAGCACGAUUCGACUCGGCCAGACAGAACAAUUUCUCUCGCAACUCUCAGCGAUCGCGUUCUCGCUCUAUCUCCUCGAGGCCAGGAGCUAUUCCUACCGCUUCUGCUCCCGAACCACCAGUCAAUGCUGCUCUUGCUGUUUUCCAGCGUGCUGCUAUGAACAAUCGUGUUGCUCACGGAGAUUCUCCAGAACAAGCGGCAGCUGCAACAUUCGACAAUCAACAUUUCCCCCAACAACAACAACGACACAACGACAUCAUCGACAACAACCGCACGUUCUUUGGUGACAGUGAUGACGAAGAUGAGGUCGAGGAGAGACCUGAUUACUCACGCCCAGCUUCCUCAGCUAGCCGCUACGGAGCUAACAAUCAGCCGCCCGCCUCGCAACAUCCUGCUCUCCGCGAUGACUUCAUCACCGAGGAGGACGAGGAGGAGGAAGAAGAAGAAGAGGAAGAACGUAGAGGCUUCCCCUUCCCCGAGCCUUCCAUCAACGUCGCAUUUGCUCAAGCUGGCGCUGAUGAACGUGAAGACACUGAUUCCCCUACGAUUGGCGUGCACGAAGGCCUCGGAGGUAUGAUCAGCCAGCAUUUGCGAAACAGGAGUGACGGAUCUUCCAUCUACCCUCCCAAUGCUAUAUAUGCCGAUCGUGCCUCUACAAUCAGUCGUAACACUUACAACUACUCGGAUCGCCGCCUAUCUGGCAAUUCAAGUGCCUGGAACAUCGACGAGCUUGAUAACUAUUACGGAGAGAUCCCCUCGCGUGUCACGACCAACUCGACAACAGCCGCUUCUCAAGGUCAAGGACUCACUCCUCUACCUCUCAAAACCAACGGCUCACGGCCAUCGACGUCCGACGACAAUGUCGAAAGUGCUUCAUGGCACCCACAGCAUACUCGCGAUACUAGCACCGCCACCCAAGCAGAACGCGAGGCAUUUGCCAACGAAUUGGAGGCUCGGAGAAGGGCCAUCCAAGAGAAGAUGAAGAGCAUUGUCGAAAGCGAGAGCCGCGGACCGAGCCCAGGUCCUAGCGCAAGCGGCGCUCUCAAGGCUUUCGGUAUGCUCAAAGCUAGACCCAGUCAGGAGACCAUGAAUCUGAGACAAACCAAUGGAUCGAGGCUCGGUUUGGGUCUCUCGGGUGCACAUCCCAUCGAACGCAAUCCAAGCUACGAGGACAAGAUAUCUCAAUCGACGAACGUUGGUGGUGCACAGUGGCCUCUUGGUCCUGGAUCUGUGAUGCCCAGUGCUAAGCCACAAGCAGACAGCGAGAUUGGUCGUACACCUCCUCAACAGGCGAGAGAAAGGUCGCGCAAUCGAUCGGGCUCUAACGCUUCUCGAGCACGUUCACGCAGUCGUAACCGUGGUGAGGUUGGCAUGGCAGUAGGUGGUGCUGAAGACGCACCUGCAAUUCCUGGACAGCGACCUUCCCCCGAGAUCAAUUCAUACAGAUCACCAUCGACCGAAGGCAGAGGCCGCCUGAGAAGCAAUAGUAGAGCUGCAGGUCUGCACCCCAGCGCAAGGCCACCCAUGGGUCCUUCGCCUUCUCAAUCACCUGGAAGCUUUAACUCGAUCAUGUCUCCUCCCCUCGGCACCGCUUCGUCAGGAUCGAGAACGCCUUUCUCAAAGCAGGCACCUGCAGUCAUGCCUUCCAUCCCUCUUGGAAAGCCUAGAGGAGAGACGCUACGGAAGAAGACCAUUAACAAAUUCGACAUCUCGGAGCCCACGCUUGUGUCGUCCACAUCCAACAUCGAUACUGUCGAUUUGCCUCCUGGAGCAUCGCUCAAGAAUGGAAUGGAUGAAGUCUAUGCUGUCGAACAAGCAGCAGUGGUCUCUCGCCGUCGUAAGCUGUUUGGAUUUGGCAGAGAGGGGUCGUCCGACAGAGAGAAGACUCCCGACAGUGUUUCAUCGCCACCAAUGAACGGUUUCACUUCUCCGCCCAUGCGUUCUAUUGUGCCAUCAUUUGGAUCGCAGGAGCCCAUGGGCUCGCGCAAGCCUUCUGCCGAAGCAGUGAGCAUUUACCAUCAACCACUCCGUACCAAGCAGAGCUUCGACACAACACACACUACUCAUACGACACAAACAGCAGCGAGCAACGCUCGCUUUGAUGCUGUUGGCUCGCCGGUCCUCAAUGAGGCAGGCAUGUUCUGA
Aureobasidium namibiae CBS 147.97 is the source of this 3708-nucleotide messenger RNA. RefSeq lists its product as uncharacterized. The record is from RefSeq and is a predicted model, not a curated record. The transcript has a single exon. Lineage: Eukaryota; Fungi; Ascomycota; Dothideomycetes; Dothideales; Saccotheciaceae. Bases 1 to 3708 code for a protein of 1235 amino acids.